UUUACAAAGCAUUACUGUGGUGCUUGCCAUUGUAUUGUAGAGUGUUACUGUUCUCCGAUAUAUCCGUGUAUAUGUGUGUUAAGUUUUGUUGGUGUAGCAUUUCGUGGAUUGCGUCUUGAGUGUGGUUCAAAAAAUUAUAUUAUCUUAUGCAGGUUGAGAAGUUUUCAAGUCAGUUGAGCAUAAAAAUUCAUACGGUUCGGUUUGGCAAAAAUUAGCAAAAUCUAAACGAAAUCGAAAACGAAACCAAAUAAAAAACAGAAAACAAACAAAAAAAUAAAAAAAACAGACAACCAAAAAAUUUACAAAAAAAUAAAACUGAUAUUCGUUUCGAAAUAUUUUUUUAAAAAAAUAAGAUAUUGUUGUUAAAAAUUAUCACGCAAAAAAAAAUAUAAUAAAAAGAUAUUUGAUUUUCCUUAAUUCGAAAACAACAAAAUAUUUAAGUGAAAAUGUGCUCUUAGCAUACAACUUAAUAGGAUAUUGCAAAAGCUGAAAAUAGUUACCAGUGUGAAUUUUUGUAGUUAUAAACUGUAAAAAAAAAAUAAAAGCCCCCUUAAUUCCCAACACCAAAAACACAAACAAACUCCAGCAAUAUGAAUAGAAACACCACAUCAGGCUUCGAUAUGGCCGCUGAAAUUGCCCACAUCGCCCUCACAGAAUUCAAAUCACAUUAUGUGACAAAGAAUUUCACUGGAUUAAUACAGAGAUACUACUCUCUGGUCAUAGAGGAUUAUGGCGAUCCCAGAGCAGAGCGUUUCCCCAUGAUGUCAAACCCCCUGUACACAUUCGGCCUUGUGGGUAUAUAUUUAACAUGGGUAUUUCUGAUAGGCCCAUUCAUUAUGCGCGAUCGUAAACCUUACCAGCUGAAACGUACCAUGGUCUUGUACAAUGCCUUCCAAGUUGCCAUUAGCGGGUAUAUGUUCUAUGAGCAUCUGGUGGCAGGAUGGCUUAAUUACAACCUUAAGUGUCAACCUGUGGACUAUUCCGAUGGGCCCAUGUCGAAACGGAUGCUUAACCUUUGCUAUAUUUACUACUUAUCGAAACUGACUGAAUUCGCCGACACAGUGUUCUUUGUGCUGCGCAAGAAACAAUCACAGAUCACCUGGCUACAUGUAUACCAUCAUUCCGUGACUCCCUUGGAAACAUGGGUUCUGGUUAAAUUCGUUGCUGGUGGUAAUGCGACAUUCCCCAAUCUUCUGAAUAACUUUGUGCACAUUUGCAUGUACUUCUAUUACAUGAUGUCCGCAAUGGGUCCCAACUACGCCAAGUUCCUGUGGUGGAAGAAAUACAUGACAGAGUUGCAAAUUGCUCAAUUCAUUCUGUGUAUUGUGCAUACGAUACGUGCUCUCUUCAACCAACAAUGCCAGUUCUCCAAAUUCAUUUCGUGCCUCCUGCUUCUCAAUUCUUCCAUAUUCUUCUGCCUCUUCAUGAACUUCUACAUUCAAGCGUACAAAAAAGGCAAAGACGCCAAAUCUAUCGCCAUCAACCAACAGACAACAUGUGCGACCGAAUUGCAGCAAAAAACAAAAUCAUUUGAAUUGAACAAUAACAACAGUCAAGAGGUAUUGCCUAUCCUUAAUGAGAAGAAAGUGAAUUAAAAAACUGCAGCCACUUCCGUUACCCCAACUCCACAACCACCAUCAAUCACAAAUUGCUUGUAAAGAACGAUUCUGAUUACAAUGUACGGAUGACCUUACAUAUUGUGUAUGUUGCACCAAACCUUUGAGCGCAUGCUGUAAAGAGUUCAAUGAACCAUUUUUCUCUAUUGAGAACACAUAUUUUGAACAACAAUAGUAGGCCUAUUUAAUUUUUUUUUUUGCAAGAGGUACUUAUGUAAGGUUUAAAGUAUAAUCUUCUCUAGAAAGGGAACAUCAUCCGUACUGAUCCAUUUCGGAGAUGUACUGACAGCAUACUGUUUAUGUACAUCGUUAAAGCCUUAUUGCCAAACUACUGUCCUUUCUUCUUUUGGGAUCUACAAACUACUUUCCUCAGCGUCGUUCACAAGAAAAAAAUAGACUCUGGUGGGAAAAGUGAAAUCCAUUUGCCAAAUAGUCAGCCAAAUUUAACAAAAUAUUUUGCAUGAAUGGAAGGUCUUCAGGGAUCUCCAUAACUUUUACAAGCAUUUAAAUGAGUCCUACAAUGCCACCUCUUAAUUAAAUCAAAACAAAAAUUUAACAAUCAACUCCAAUAAAAUUGUAAACAAAAUUUAUACAACCAAUAUGAAAACUUUCAGUCAAGCUCAUAUUUAAAGAUUUGUUUCCAAUCAACAGCAACAAACAGUUCAACCAAUAGUUCUGCGGAAAAACAUAACCCUAUUGGAUUUUCCCACAUAGCACAUUAGGCUACCCACUCCGUUUAAACCAAAAUUUCUGCUGUCUAUUAUUAUAGAAAUUGUAUAGACGUAUUCGAAGAUGUUAAUAAAAUAACUCAAAAGUUCUCCGCUCCAUGUCGCCCGCGUUCCUUGCUCACUCACACAUAAACGACUGAGAAUUUGACAUUUCUCCCCUCUGUUACAACUUCUUUGAACAUUUUGUUAUGUGUCGGCAGAUUUCCUUUGUUACAAUUCCGUUUGCACCUUUCAUUAAAUCCGGAUUUAAGGCUCUCGCCAGCUGAUCUUUUAAAGGGAAAACAGAUGAUCGAGCCACUAAAACCGUAAAGAGCAGUGUAAACGGGGUUUAUGAGUCUGCAGAUUUCCUUUGUCUAUGUAGAAUCUUGAUAUAUCAUUUAAAAAAAUAUAUAAAUUUAAAAUUUUGUCCACCAACAAAAUUCUUUGCAAAUGUGAACAAGCGGAUAGUUAACUUAUGAUACAGUUAAAUUUCGGAGUAAAUUUUCAGCUACCAAUUGGUAUUGUGUUGCUAUGAUUUUGUAGAUCAUUAAGAAUGUGGCUCCUUAUAUAACUUCUUCCUGUAUUUGAAGCAGAUUUUCACUGUGAAAAAAGAACCCUAGCCCUACCAAAAACUUGAUUUUCGCCUGUGAACGCACUAUUUGUAUAUAUUUAGACUACGUAGGUGUAAUUUUUAGGAUUUUUGAGAGUUUUUUUUUUUUUUGUUACGUGUUACGACAUUAUGUAAAUAUAAUAUAUGUAAGUAAUUAGAUUGUAAUUAGUAUUAUUAUAUGCUAAAGUAUAUAAGAGUAACAUUUUUGUAUAUACACCACGUGUGUAUAAUAAAUAAUUGUGCAAAUAGUUGUACUCCUCAAAUGAGCCCCGACUAAAGCAAUAAACACGGGGCCCAUUUAAAGUGUGAGAUGUGGGUUUCGACAAUUGGCGACAUCUUUAAAUUAAAGUACUGUGCCACAUGUCGGAAGUUUCUUAUUUCCUGUUGAGAUCACUGUGCUUAUGUACACGCAGCGUGUUAAAGUAUAAACUAGUCUUAAAUCACAAGUUUUAAAUAAGUUUUAUUUCGAUCAACUUUCCAUAUAUAUUCGUCUAUAUAGGCUUUAGCCCUAAAUAACGACAUAAUGUAAUUAUAAUUUUGGUGUACAAUUAGCUAAUAGUGUAAUUGUAAAUUGCUUCACAAAAAAAACAACUUUUUUAACGAAGAUUUUUUAAAUAAAACCAAGAAAUACAA
This is a messenger RNA of Stomoxys calcitrans (stable fly), 3566 nucleotides long. Its product is annotated as elongation of very long chain fatty acids protein 7. The record is from RefSeq and is a predicted model, not a curated record. Gene Ontology annotation, molecular function: fatty acid elongase activity. The transcript has 6 exons. The coding region runs from base 591 to 1595 and encodes 334 amino acids. Gene Ontology annotation, biological process: fatty acid elongation, polyunsaturated fatty acid; very long-chain fatty acid biosynthetic process; fatty acid elongation, monounsaturated fatty acid. Gene Ontology annotation, cellular component: endoplasmic reticulum membrane. NCBI's taxonomy places the organism in Eukaryota, Metazoa, Arthropoda, Insecta, Diptera, Muscidae.